Messenger RNA from Ostrinia nubilalis (European corn borer), 3366 nucleotides. RefSeq names its product lipoma-preferred partner homolog. Gene Ontology annotation, biological process: cell-cell adhesion. Gene Ontology annotation, cellular component: stress fiber; focal adhesion. The record is from RefSeq and is a predicted model, not a curated record. NCBI's taxonomy places the organism in Eukaryota, Metazoa, Arthropoda, Insecta, Lepidoptera, Crambidae. The transcript has 3 exons. The coding region runs from base 106 to 1377 and encodes 423 amino acids.
UUUACACAAGUCAAACAAUAGGAAUAGGGUGUAACGAUUUUGUUACUACGAUUCAUGAAUGAAAGAUUGAAAUAAAUUAAUAAAAGUGACUACUAAUUAGUAAAGAUGAAUACUCUCGACAAGCAGUUAGCGGAUCUAAGGAUCUAUGCGAAUGAAUUGGAUGCCAAAUUACAAGACGAUAUAAAUGCAGCAAAGAUGAAACCAUCCAUCCCACCGAAGAAAACCAAGCCUCCGCUACCGCAAAUACCCCAAAGUUAUUCUGUAAAAUCAGCCUGUGAGCCAUCGUACUCUUCAAGACUUGAAUACGGAAGCCGAACUAGUUCCACAUAUUCGAAUUUGGUGCCAGUAAAGAGUUUUAUCGUUAGGAACAAUACAGCAAGAGCGCGGAGUGGAGAUGUGUUCUUGUACAGCAACUUACUGCCACCAGGAGGCACCAACCACGUGUAUUCUAACAUUCCGAUGCAACGCAACGCCGCUGAAAGUAUCUACGGCGGUGGCGGUGGAGAUACAAGAUCAGAAGUUUCUAGAAUGAGUGAUUUGGGUGCCCAAUCAAACUACAGUGAGUUGCGACGACCCGGCUCCGCUUAUCCGCCUUCCUCGGCGUCUGUCAACGCUCAAGACUUCUCCACAUAUGGUGGCUCUCAAACGUCUUCAACUUAUGAGUCCUUGUAUGAACCCAUCAACCCUAGGCCUUGUAGUCAGCUCUCAGGAACAUCCUUGUAUGGUGGCUACGUGGGGACAACAACAGAGCCAACUCCUGAACCCGAUGAGGAGCUGUACUGCGGGAACUGCUACAGAUGUGGGGAAAAGAUCAUGGGUGAAACCACUGGGUGUACUGCUAUGGAGAGAAUUUACCAUAUUAAAUGUUUCUGUUGCCAGCAGUGUGGUAUAAACUUGCAGGGGCGUCCAUUCUAUGCAGUGCAGGGUCGUGCCCUUUGUGAGAGAGAUUAUCUUGACACACUUGAAAAGUGCUGCGUCUGCGGAGAUCCUAUCCUGGACCGCAUACUGAGGGCCACUGGCAAGCCAUAUCACCCCCGAUGCUUUACUUGUGUUGUAUGCCAAAAGAGCCUAGAUGGCAUACCAUUUACUGUGGAUGCUGUGAACCGUAUUCAUUGUAUUGAAGACUUCCAUAAAAGAUACGCGCCUCGCUGCGCUCGGUGUCGGGAGCCGAUCGUUCCCGAAGGCGGCGCCGAGGAGACCGUUCGGAUCGUGGCGCUCGACAAGAGCUUCCACAUCGCGUGCUACGCCUGCGAGGACUGCGGCGCCUCGCUUUGCUCGCGGCAGGAGGGCCGCGGCUGCUACCCGCUCGACAACCACUUGUACUGCAAGGAGUGCAACGCGCGCCGCAUACAGGACCUCUCGAGGAACAUCAACUGAACACUAUCCGGGCCUUUUUAAGGCGAGAAUAAGUAGGCACUAAGCGCUUUCACAUUCAGGCGAUUUAGCAGCGCGUCUGUCGCGCGUUUGUCGCGCUGCCGAAAAUUUCAUACUAUGUGAUAGCAGAUGCAUGCCUUCACAUUAUAAAAACGCCACUGCCGCGCUUCUAACGCCCUAAUGUGAAAGCGCUCUUAGGCGACUUUAGCAGCGCGAGAGACACGCUGACGAUAAUUUCAUACUACUUAUAUGCCGCGCUGCUGUCGCGCUUCUUACCCUAAUGUGGCGGCCUUACAGGGCAGAUAUGUACCAUCCUAGACUACAUCUCACUUAACAUCAGGUGCGAUUGCGGUCAAAUACCUGCCUUGUCUCACAUUAAAAAAAACUAAUGCCCUCAUUCGUAACAACAGCCCCUUAACACUGGUUCAGGAUACUCCUCACAGCAAAACGACAUUUGAUAAUGUAUAGAUCGUUCAUCCACGAAGACGCGCCCCACCAAUUUUUGGUCGAGGAAAGCGCGGGGUGCGAGAAGUUUGACCCGAUCGUCAUUAUCAUUAUAGUGUGCGUGUGCAGUUAGCGUGUACCGAUAACACUCAAACAUUAGCGGAAGAAUGGUGGGGCGCAUGUUCGUGGACGGAACGAUCUAUGUAUUUAUUUGACUAGAACUGUGCACUAUUGCAAUGCAGGCAGCUUAAAUAAAUAAAUGACACCUCAAUACAUACCUUCUCUUGAUAUAGGGCACUAGGCAAUUAACAUCAUGAUGCAAUCCUUAUUAUUAUACCUAAAAGUUACUCUUAUUAUACAUAAGGUAUUUGUUAAGUGAAAUUAAAACCAUAGCAAGGAUUUACCAGACUUCUUGUCUACCUACAAGAUUCAUUGUUUAUAACCUGCCAAUUUUAUAUCUCCUUUCAUGAAAGUAAAAUUAAUUUUCUAAUACCUACAUGCCUCAAAUGUAUUACAUUUUCAUUGACUUAGAUGUCUUGCAUAAAAACAAAAAAAUGUUCCUGCAAGUAGGUAAAUGUCGAAUUGUGCCACUGUACAGAAAGAACACGGUAAAGAAAGAAAUCAUAUUUACAAUAUUAACUAUUUAAAAUCCAGCUUCAUAAGGUGCUUGCUUUAUAUUUCUAGCAGAUAAGACAUAAGUAAAGGGAUUGAUAUUUUGUGAUUUAUAAAUUAGUUUAAUGUAAUUAAUUUAAAAAUAACAUUCCUUAACACAUUUUGAAUCUUAAGUGUGGCUGUGUAGAUCUGAUUGUCGUGUGAAUAUGCAGUAUUAGUGUAAAGAAACAAUAUUGUGAUUAUAUUUUUUAGGUUUGGUAGAAUUUGAUGUUACUAUAAUAAUGUAAAUAAAGCUGUAAUGCUUAUUAUUAUAAAGUUUAAACUUGUAAUUAAAUAUGUAAGUCAUACAUAAUGUUGGCCUCUGUUAUGAGUCAUUGUCAUGUAAAUCUUCAUUGUAUGAGUCAUAUUUGCACACUAAUCUACUCAUAGUUUAAAGCUACUUACGUUACAUUCCUGUGGUUGAGGGAGAAGGUUGUAAUUGUGUUGUAAUGUUGAAAGAAUGCACGCACAUGUUUUAUGUUGUCUGCAAAUACAUAUACAUACUUAAUACUGCUGGAGACCAAAAUUUUAUUGUGUAAGGUGUUACACAUUAUAUUUUAUACGUUUUUUGUUUGACUAUACAUAUAGUGCCAUGUUAUAUUAUGGAAAAUCUGUACCUAAAAUAUUAGGUUGUGUUAUUUUAUACAUUUACUCAUUGUAAUUAGAUUGUUGUACUUAAUUAUUAUUAGAUUUUCUAUAUGAUUAGUGAUUAAGAAUACUAUUGAAUCCUAUAAUAUUAGUGUUACUGUGUUGGAUAUAAUGGCAAACACUAUCAAGUAUUAAAUAUGCUUAAGGAUCAAAAAGCAUCCUGGCCAAUGAUAGAUUUUUAGAUUUUUUAGCUAUAAAGUUGUAUCAUUUUAUGGUUCACAUUAAAUCAUAAAAUUUACAUGUGUAUAA